AUGACAACUGCUGUUGUUGAGAAUAGCAGCAGCAUGAUCGAUUCAAUUUGGAAAGAUCGAAUUGAACGAGGAUUGAAAUAUGUAUGUCGUACUAUUGAUUUAAGACAACGAUCUGAUGCAGUACCAUUACUUACAAAAAUUGCCGAACAAUAUAAUGAAUUACGUCGACCACGUAUGAUAUCUGAGUCAAUGUUCAAAGAUGUUAAAUCAUCAUUGUAUACAAGUUGUUCUUUUGAUGAAAUAACCGGUGAUAAAAUGAUAUGUUCAUUAUCAAUUUUACCUCAAAUUGAUCCAUUACCUAAUCUAUUUACUUAUGUUUCAUUACAAAGCAAUUUUUUAUGUGAUACAGUUACAAAUUUAUCUGAUUUGAUUUUUGAUGAAAAUGACGAAGAUGUUAAAAAUCUUCUAAUUUCUAUACAAUCCGAUUCAUUAGCUGAACAACAACAGACAAUUCGAUUAUUUUCAUCAUUAAAACGUACAAGUCGUUUAUCGAAAACAUCGAUUUUAAAUGAUCGAAAUAAUGAAUUUCUUUUUGAUGAAGAACAUCUCUUAGAAUUAUUAAAACGUCUCAAACAACAGUCGGAACAAAAUUCUUCACCAUUGACAUCUGAAGAUGAAAUGAAUUUAUUUGAUACAUUAAUUAAAUUUUAUCCAUCUUCUGCUGAUUUAAUUCGUGAUCGAUUUGGUACAAUAUUCGAAUCAAAACGUUUACCACCUAAAGAAUUUACUCCAAAUAUUGAUAAUAUGUUAUUAGCACAAGAUACAACCAUGGAGAAUACAUUACAUUCCUAUUUUAUGCUUUUUUGUCGUCGUUGUCAUCGAUACGAUUGUUUUUUACAUAAAGAUAAACCCGUUACACCUGACUUAAACAAACAAUCAAAAAAUUGUGAUAUAAACUAUCGUCCAUGUAAUUCUCAAUGUUAUCGAACAAAUCCCAAAUCAUCCUAUCAACAAAGACGAUCUAAAAUUGAACUUAAACGAAGUUAUAGUGAAGUUAUCGAUAAAAUUUCUUCAAAUACUCUUUUUUGCAAACGUACAAAAUCGAAUCUAAUUAAAACUGAAGAUAUAUCUUCAUCUAUGGAGUUAGAUUUCUAUAAAAAUGGUUUUCUAUUUAAACCGAUCAUAAAACAUAAAUUCAAUAAUGAAUUACCAAAUUGGUCAUCAAGUGAAAAAUCCUUAUUUCGAGUAUUUCAUGCUAUCUAUGAUAAUAAUAUAUGUAUGAUUGCUGAUUUACUCGAUAAACCAUGUUCAGAAGCUUAUCGAUUUUAUUUGAAUGAAAUUAAACAAUUAUUACCAUCAAUUGAUAUGAAAAUCAAUGGUGAUUAUAAAAAGAGAAAAGUAAAUGGUACAGAUAAUGUUGAACAAUCAAUUGUCGAUGAAGAUGAUAAUCAAGAAUCGACAAAUACAAAUCGUUCUACAUCAUCAUCUCGUCGUUCUCAUUCUUCAUCAUUUCGUCGUCAACGUAGUCAUCAAAAUAUAUUAUUAAAUCAUCAUAAUAAUUUAUUAUUAGAACAAAAACGUCAUACAUAUUAUCCAUGUGAUCAUGAUCGUUCUAUGCUCUGUAAUGAACAUUGUUAUUGUAUUCGUUCGGGUAAUUUUUGUGAAAAAUAUUGUUGUUGUUCAUCAAUAAAAUGUGAUAAUCGUUUUCCUGGUUGUCGUUGUCGUUCAUCAUGUACAACAAAACAAUGUCCAUGUUAUGCAGCAUCACGUGAAUGUGAUCCAGAUUUAUGUAUACAAUGUGGUGCAGAUGAUUUUCGAAAUGGUGAUACGACUAAUACUGAAUUAAUAACGAAAUCUACAUGUUCAUGUCAUAAUGUUGCUAUACAACGUAGUUUACAUAAACCAUUAUUAUUAUCUGAAUCAGAUGUUGCUGGUUGGGGAAUAUUUACACAAGUUAAUAUUCAACGAAAUGAAUUUAUUGCUGAAUAUUGUGGAGAAAUAUUAACACAAGAUGAAGGUGAAUUACGUGGACGUAUGUAUGAUACAAUUGGUACAAGUUUUUUAUUUGAUCUCAAUGAAGAAUAUAUGGUUGAUGCAACACGUCGUGGAAAUAAAAUACGUUUUGCAAAUCAUUCAAUUAAUCCGAAUUGUUAUGCUAAAGUUAUUAUGGUUAAUGGUGAUCAUAGAAUUGGUAUUUAUUCGAAACGAUUUAUAUCAGCUGGAGAUGAAUUAUUUUUUGAUUAUCGUUAUGGUGCUAAUCAUCAUUUACGUUUUGUUGGUGUUGAAAAAAAUAUUCAUGGAGAUCAAAUUGAUACAUGA
Messenger RNA from Adineta steineri, 2259 nucleotides. The record is from the annotation of a GenBank genome assembly. Lineage: Eukaryota; Metazoa; Rotifera; Eurotatoria; Adinetida; Adinetidae.